GUCAGUUCACACAGGGAUAAUUACAGUUACACUGUUACUGUUUGUAUACAGAGCAAAGCAAAGGGGAAUGUAAGUAACACGGGAGGAAAAACAUCGUCAAAAGUGUGUGAGUCAACCAUCAUCGACGCUGACGUCCAGCUUUGGCGGAGAGAGACGAGCAGUUUCUCCUCCAGCAUCCAAUUACCAUGGACGAGCUGAGCCUGUGUGGACUCUAGACCCGCUGCCCAGUCAGGAGCGAGGGAGCGAGGGAGGGAAGCGAUGCUCUGCCUCAUCCGCCUGCAUUGAUUCGAAGUCGGAGCUUAUCUUCUUGUCUGUUUUCACUGUUUUCAUUCAUUUCAAGUCCCACGUGAGGAAGGACGGAGCGUGCUGCCGCCAAGAACAAGUGUCCGCGCACGCGGGGAAACGGUUCUACCUGUGGCACUCUGCUGUAAAACCACCAUGCUCCUCUUGUGGUCCUCCAGAUUGGUCCUGCUCACUUUAGCACUCAUCCCUCAUCCAUGUCUGGGAUGCCCCCCUGACUGUCGCUGCUACAGCCUCACGGUGGAGUGUGGCUCUCUCGGGAUCAAAGAAAUCCCACAGGGCGUCCCCUCUGUGACAGAGACCAUCUUCCUCCAGGACAACGCAAUAGUACAGAUACGUCUUCAGGACCUGACUCGCCUGGGCAACCUCCAUUAUCUGUACCUCCAGAACAACAGCAUCUCAGCCAUAGAGCCCGGAGCCUUUCUCAGCCAGGGGCAGCUUCUGGAGCUUGCCCUCAAUGGCAACCUCAUCCACCUGGUCACCCCUGACAUGUUUCGGGGUCUGGAGCACCUCCGGAUCCUCUACCUCGCCAGCAACCAGAUCACUCGAGUGCAGGACCACACCUUCAGGGGACUGCAGCGUCUGCAGGAACUCCACCUGCAGGAGAACAGCAUAGAGCUGCUGGCGGAGCAAGCCCUGUCAGGCCUGUCAUCUCUGGCUCUGCUGGACCUCAGCAGAAAUCACCUUCGCACCUUGGGAGCGUCGUCUCUCAAGCCGCUUGUCAGCCUGCAGGUGCUUCGUGUCACAGAGAACCCAUGGCGCUGUGAUUGCGCUCUUGGCUGGCUAAGAACCUGGAUCAGUGAAGACGGUCAGCGUCUGCUGAGCUCUGCUGAACAGCGUCAGCUGAUGUGCUCUGAACCACCGCGUCUCUCCCACCUCAGUCUGGUGGAGGUGGCCCCCAACAGUCUGGUCUGCAUUCCCCCUGUGGUUCAACUAGAGCCCAGUCACCUGACUGUGCGACUAGGGGAGAGCCUCAGAGUGUCCUGCCAGGCCUCGGGUUACCCUCAGCCUCAGGUGACCUGGAAGAAAGCCUCCCAUGGAAAAGCCCAGUUAUCCCCACGAGGUCUGGUUCAAGAGCUGGGGCCCAAUGGCGAGCUCUUCAGGCCUGGGUCUGGAGGAGUGGUAACAGCCCUGCCCAGCAGUGGCGGCAUCACGGGCGGAGGUGUUGGCAUGAUCCACGGGCUGGUGCGCGGAACUGAGGAAGGCGGCGAAAGGGACAGCUUUGACCCUGACAUGGGUAGUGGCAUGCUGUUUCUCAGCAACGUGACUGUCGCACACGCUGGACGCUACGAGUGCGAGGCUUGGAACCCGGGAGGCGUAGCCAGAGUUACCUUUCACCUGGCUGUCAACAUGUCCUCCUCUUCACAUUCAUCCCAGUUCUGGCCUCGUUUGCACACGCACUCCUUUUUUUCCUCUUCAUCCAACUCCUUCUAUCAGCCAGAUGUUGUGGAUGUGAGCCAGGAGCCGCUGUAUGAGCAGGACAGCAUGGAUUUCAGUGCUCUGGGCCCUGCCACCCAAACCGCCAUUGCGAUUGGCAUCUCAUUGUUGGCACUUACUGCUGUCCUGCUCCUGAUAAUGAUCUACACUCGUCACCAGCAGUACCAGAAAGAGGAAAGGGGCUCCUUCUGUGCCAGCAAGGAAGAAAGCAUCCUUUAUGUGAACGAUUACUCUGAUGGACCCACCACCUUUGCUCAGCUGGAGGAGUAUCGCGACGACCAUGGCCAUGAGAUGUACGUCCUCAACCGAGCCAAGCCUGUUAUGGGGUCCACGUCAUCCAGGUGUCCCAUGAUGAGUGGGUUCGUCCAGCAGAAAGGUAUGAAGGAGGCUUUGCUGGACCACGAAAUGGUGCAGACACUGACCAGAUCUGGGGGAAUGGGGCUUUGCAGAAACCCAGCAGACGGAGGAGAGGGGCCCCUUACUACAGACCCGGAAGAGCUCUUCCUCAGUCAGAGUCUCCUCUUUGGAUCACCGGUUGCGUACGAGAUCCACUGCUAAGGGGGCUUUAUUGUGUUCUGACAUGAAACAAUAAUGCUGAUGGAUUAAUUAAAGACAUUGAAGGAAAUCACCUUGGUGCACUAAUGUGAACUGGCAGAUUUAUAUGUGGG
Molecule: messenger RNA, 2405 nt
Organism: Solea senegalensis (Senegalese sole)
Lineage: Eukaryota; Metazoa; Chordata; Actinopteri; Pleuronectiformes; Soleidae
Gene: lrrc24
Product: leucine rich repeat containing 24
Exons: 5
Coding region: 439-2295 (618 amino acids)
Molecular function (GO): protein binding
Source: RefSeq, a predicted model, not a curated record